AUGACCUUCUUCCGGUUGUACAUUGUACGUCAUGGUGAAACAGACUGGAAUAUAACAAGAAGAAUCCAAGGCCAGAAAGAUGUCCCACUGAACGAAACCGGGAUAGCACAGGCGGCAUUGGUAGCGCAAGCUUUGAAAGAGGUUCCAUUUGUUAAAGCCUAUACCAGCGAUCUGCAGAGGGCUUCAAAGACUGCCGAGAUUAUUCUGCGAUACCAUCCUUGCGUAAUACUAGAGAAAGACGAAGCCUUGCGCGAAGUAUACAUGGGCGAGUUGGAGGGUGAAUUUGGGAGUUCGUCGAAGUCAGCACCUUCAAAGGAGACGACAGAGGCCCUGAUGCGACGAUGGCAGUCCUGGUACUCGCGUUCGAUCAUUGGGUACAUGUUGUCUAAGGUCAAGAAAGACAUUCCGGAGGGCGGCAUUGGAGAUCCAGAAUGCAUUCUCGCCGUUUCCCAUAGUGGCCUGAUCUCAAACAUAGUGCGGGUGCUCGUAGCGAACGCCGCUAUUCUACCCGUGCAAGGCGUGGUCGUUGGUCGUUGUCUAAAUACGGGAGUGUCAAUUAUUGACUACUCCAUCCCUAGACAAAACCAAGGUAGAUAUUUGAAAGGAGCGUUGGUCAGAUACUCUGACGUGACCCACUUGGCGCGUACCAAGGUUGUGGAAGAGAAUGUCGAUGAGCGUAUAUGUGACGAAACGAUCCCUUAG
Molecule: messenger RNA, 702 nt
Organism: Pisolithus orientalis
Lineage: Eukaryota; Fungi; Basidiomycota; Agaricomycetes; Boletales; Pisolithaceae
Product: phosphoglycerate mutase-like protein
Exons: 3
Coding region: 1-702 (233 amino acids)
Biological process (GO): negative regulation of glycolytic process; fructose 2,6-bisphosphate metabolic process; positive regulation of DNA repair
Cellular component (GO): cytosol
Molecular function (GO): fructose-2,6-bisphosphate 2-phosphatase activity
Source: RefSeq, a predicted model, not a curated record